AUGGAGGAGUUCAAGUCAGAGGCCAUGUGCAAACUUGCUCACACAGUUGUUCCGGACGAGGAAUACGGCCUGGGCGGUAUGGACUGUGUACGGUUCAACCAGUUUUUCCAUAGUCUGAACAUGAGAGCAUGGAGGCAGAGCUCAACCCUUCACUCGAGGAGGAGAAGUUCUCGUGGUGGUGGCAACGCCAAGGCUGGGACGACCGUCAAUAUUCAGCCUGGCGCGACUCCGGAUCCUGGAGCUGGAGGGGCGGCUGGGGCAAUGACUUUGGAGAUAGGUCGCUCAGCCAGUCUUCGGAUGUGA
This is a messenger RNA of Symbiodinium sp. CCMP2592, 303 nucleotides long. The record is from the annotation of a GenBank genome assembly. NCBI's taxonomy places the organism in Eukaryota, Dinophyceae, Suessiales, Symbiodiniaceae.